UGAGUUAGGAAUUUGUGCAUUAUUAAGAGAUGUAUAUUAGAUCUUUUUUUUUAAUCUCUUUAAUCUGUGUGGUUUUGGUGGACUUAGUGAUCCACUUAAGUAUUUUUAAAGGCUUUUUGCAUCUAGUACAUCUAGGAAGUUCCUAUUGGUUGUUUUACCUUGGAGAGAAAAGUUUCCUUUGAGUGCCAUUUUGGCCCUUCUUGUGUUUCCCAUCUUAGCCACGGUUGUAAUUUGGGUAUCUCUUCAUAGAUUUAACUAGGAGUAAAUUUCUGAAUUUGUGUGUGUUUCUCUCUGACCCAACAUUUCUCAAGGUUUUUAUUUUAACUUGGAUUAAUUUUUCUCUCAGAUGUCUUGGUGCCCUCUUUCCUUGGUUGCCUGUAUAUUUUUCAGACUCUUUUGUUUGUUUUUCUAGUAAUUUUGAGGAUGUUUUAAUUUGUUAAUCAAAAAUAUUCUGAAUUGUAACGAAGGAGAAAUAGAUUAGGACAUUUAUUGGAAGACAGAGCAGAAGUAAGUGCUUAAGAAUUUAGCAGAUAUACAGAGGAAAAGCACAGCUUUGUAGAUGUAAGAUUCUCUUAUUGUUUCUGUAUUAAAGUUGUUGAAAAGAAAAGCCAUUGCAGGUAAUCAAAGCAGGCUGGAAAAUUUAGGAUUUUGUGAUUCAAUUUUAAAAGUAAAUUAUUCGUGUCUUCUAAUUUUACUAUAGUCAUAUAGUUAGCUGAUUUUACUUAAUAAUUGGGCGCUAUCUAGAGCUGCAGGGGAGUUAAUUGAAAGCUUUGCAUUCUGUUGUAUAUUUGACCUGAAGUGGCAGGUAUGAUUCUGUAACUGGUAAAAAUUGUUGUAGAUAUACACGAUAACUGUUCUGUUUGCUUGUUUUUAGGCUGAACUCGUCAAUGCAGAACCCACCGAGGCAGAACCCACCAGUGAACUUUGUCCUUUAGAAGCCAAGAAAGAACUCUUGGAGGAAUGUAACGAUAUUUGGGAAAAAUUGGAAGAGUGUCAAAGCAAGCUAAUGCUUCUAGGAACAGAAACACUGCUACAAUCAGAUACCAAGCUUGGCUUGUUAAUGCUGCGAUGGAAAGCUUUAACAGUAGAUUAUCAAGACUGCCAAGAGAGAAGUCCUGAAACAAUUUCUACCAAUCCAUAUUUAUUGUUAGAAUUAGGAAAAGAAGAGUUGCAGAAAGUAAAGAAUGAUCUUGAAAAGGUGCUAUCAGCAGUUUGUUCAAAGAAUAAACAACUAGAAGAAGAUCUGGAAAGAGAACAGCAGUGGUGUGAGGAACAGGAACAGAUAGUAAAUAGUCUUAACAGAAUUGAAGAAGAGACAAAAUCCGAAGUUGAACAACUUUACAAAACAAGAAGAUUGGAGGAACUGCACAAUAAAAUGUUGCAAUUAAAGACAUAUAAGAAAGAACUCUUGAGUGCACUGGGUGAAUUCCUGGAUGAACAUUUUCCCCUUCCACAGGAUAGCGGAAGUGCCAAAAACAGGCAGGCACAUGCAUCUGGGAUUGGGAGUGCAAGUGAAGACUGGGUCACAGCAGCCCAGAACUUUUCUUCAGAGCCAGCUGUAGAACUGAUAACAUUGCAAGAAAUUUUAGAGAUUCUGAUAAAUAAAUUAAUGACCACACCACAUGAGCCUUAUGUAACAAUCAAUGAGUCGUUUUGGCCACCUUACAUUGAGCUGCUGCUGCGAUUCGGAAUGGCCCUGAGACAUCCAGAAGAUCCAAACAGAAUGCGCCUAGAAGCUUUUCACAAAUAGUGUGACCUACAUGUGUACUUAAAAACAAAACAACACCAGUACUCUUAAUCCGGAGAUAGGAUAUACUUAGGCAUCAUAAUAGAUUUCUUUUAUAUUGUAAAUCACUUCUUGUUGGAUGAUUUUUUCUAUUUUUUUGAAGAGUGUAAAAUAUGGCAAAAGAAAAAAGUCUCUUGAAAAAAAAAAUCUCUUUAACUGCUUAACUUCUCAACUUUACCUGUUUAAGUUGGCCUUCUGUUUUAUAACAAGAUUUGCAUUGUGGAAUUUGUAUUUCAGCUGCUUUUAUAAGGCACAAAUUCAGGUAAUAGACAAUGUAAAGAUGUUUAACAGUCCUUUUUACUUUAAAAAUCAUACUUUAUAUAUUACUUCCGUGUUUUAGAUUUUUUAGGUUGCUUCAAGUCUUCCUUAUUUCCUUUAGUAUUUUGCUGUACGCUGAGGAUGCAAAAUUCAGAGUAACACAGUUCCCCCUGUACAUGGCCUUGAAGACAUUUGGAACUAACAGGGAAGUAUCUGCUCAAGAAUGUGCCUUUGCAAACAAAUGUAUUGCCUUCGAGAUAAACAGCUGGGAAAGCUGAAACAUCUUUCUGUGCGAAGUGCUGCAGAGGCUGACUGUGCAACUUUACCUCUACAUGCUUCCCACGUGAUCCAUAUUGUGUUUUGCUAUGUUUCCUAACAGUGUCUGUCUUUGCUUUUUCAGACCUAGUUUAUCAGGUCUCUGUUCUGUUGAUUGCUACAGCUUCUAAGUUAUGUCAGUUGAGGGCUUCCUUCUGACUCAGUGCUGACAUUGUGUGUAAUCUCGGUCUUUUCUGUAGCUAUUGUUAUUGUGGACUUUGAGUACAACAAUUCUGCUUUUGCAUAUCUGUAGUGACUAUACACUUGAAAAUUAAAGUAUGUCUUGUAUUAACCAGACUGCCAUUUAUUGAUAUAGGAACUUUAACAAUUUUUCAGUAGAUAGAAAACUAAAGGGUUGUAUACUAUCACAGAAUGGUUUUAAUGUCACAGCUUUUAUAGAAUGGUUUUUAUGUGGUUUUGUGAUGAGUUUUAAAGAUAAUGUAAGGAUGCAUGGGAGAGGAAGGGGGAACCAAUCUAAGUUCCAGUGCAAUUGCCUUUUUUAGAACAAUAAUUGUU
Corapipo altera (White-ruffed manakin) is the source of this 2875-nucleotide messenger RNA. RefSeq names its product centromere protein K (gene CENPK). The transcript has 10 exons. NCBI's taxonomy places the organism in Eukaryota, Metazoa, Chordata, Aves, Passeriformes, Pipridae. The record is from RefSeq and is a predicted model, not a curated record. Gene Ontology annotation, cellular component: nucleus. The coding region runs from base 1007 to 1750 and encodes 247 amino acids. Gene Ontology annotation, biological process: mitotic sister chromatid segregation; kinetochore assembly.